CUAGAAGAUUUGGAUUUCGCCGCCGAUGAUGAUGAUUUAUUUCUAAUGUCUUGUCGCACAAACUCGAAGAUCUACAGGUUAAAACUAACAAGUUGGCAGAAGAGGCGAGGCAGAGCAGAGAAGACGGGACCUCCUCCAAGUGGACGUGAAGAAGACGGAGGUGAUGAAGAUACCUAACCAACAACAAGGACAACAACUACAAGCACUAAUCACCAUCGACGGGAAGAAUCUAGAGGAAGUUGUCUCCUUCAUCUACCUACCUAGGCAGCAUCGCUUCAAAUACAGGCGGCGUGUCGGUGGCACAGAUGAGGAGGUCAAAGCAGCUAGGAUCAAAAAGACAGCAAGACAGGCCUUCAUUAAUCUGAAAUCAGUGUGGAGAUCUACUGCACUGCACUGCACUGCACUCAGCAUAAAGAGCAAGAUCCGGAUUUUCAACACUACUAAUGUCAAGUCGGUAUUUGUAUAUGGUUGAUAAGCUUUGUGCCUUACGAAAAGCAUUUCCAACAAACUACAGACGUUCAUCA
Heterobilharzia americana is the source of this 524-nucleotide messenger RNA. Lineage: Eukaryota; Metazoa; Platyhelminthes; Trematoda; Strigeidida; Schistosomatidae. The record is from the annotation of a GenBank genome assembly.